CUGCAGACUACUUCAGAGAAAAUGGUAAACACUUCUCAUGGUGAUGAGGAAAAAGGAAUUCAAGACAAGGAAAGCAAGGAGGAAACCAUUUUGGCCAUGCUAGGCAUUAUUGGGACGAUCCUCAACUUGGUUGUUAUUAUCUUUGUGUACAUCUACACAACACUGUAAACUACAAUACUGCCGUGUGGAGCAACAGGACAAAACUGCAUAAUGCUUCAUGUCAAAAUAUUCAGUCUGGAAAAUCACAUUACUGACUACCAGAAAGAAUACAGACAUCUCAGACUAUAUGGAAAAUACAGUGUUAGUAUUUUCCAGAGGCUCAAGAGAAGACCAUG
Molecule: messenger RNA, 335 nt
Organism: Tachysurus vachellii
Lineage: Eukaryota; Metazoa; Chordata; Actinopteri; Siluriformes; Bagridae
Product: protein TUNAR-like
Exons: 1
Coding region: 22-168 (48 amino acids)
Source: RefSeq, a predicted model, not a curated record